This is a messenger RNA of Drosophila miranda, 3950 nucleotides long. It is a transcript of the gene Kap3, whose product is annotated as kinesin-associated protein 3. Gene Ontology annotation, biological process: microtubule-based movement; cilium organization. The transcript is spliced from 9 exons. Gene Ontology annotation, cellular component: axoneme; ciliary transition zone; kinesin II complex. The record is from RefSeq and is a predicted model, not a curated record. The coding region runs from base 249 to 3422 and encodes 1057 amino acids. Gene Ontology annotation, molecular function: kinesin binding. Lineage: Eukaryota; Metazoa; Arthropoda; Insecta; Diptera; Drosophilidae.
UAAAUUGAGCAAAAUGUAAACAUUUUAGAAACUUGAAGCUCGUCGUGGUGAAAAAUAAAUAUUAUUAAUAUAAUAUAUUAAGUGCGUUCGCGUGUGUGAAGCAGAAAUAGCAAAAGGAGACACAGCAGCACCAGCGAAUACACAGCGGUAUCCGACUAUCGCCGGCGACGCUUACAGCGACGCAAUGUAGAAAAUUGUCUCAAGAAUUGUCACACACUAACACGAAAGGGCCAGAAUCGGGGAGUCGCAUGCAAUUUGUUUUGUUAUUAAUUUUCCAAAUAAUAUCGGGCUUUGUGCUGCUUUUAAUUGUGAUACACUACAUCUAUUAUAUAAUCAAUGCGAUUGCCGGCGAUUCGCAUAGACAGCAGCAGCAGCAUCCACAGGAAGAACGGCCAAACAGAGGCGACACUUGCUGCAGUUUGUGCUGCCUAAGUGCCACCUGCCGCCACCCGCCCAGAACCACCACCACAACAACAACGGAAUUGGAUUUUGGUUUUCACAUUACAAAUUUGGCGAAAACCAAAUCCACAGAUAUGCAAACAAACGAUGACGCAAAGUUUAUUAAAAAGCGAUGGAAAGGCGGCUCCAUUGAGCCGCAUCCCACGGACAAGGCUCUGAUUGUCAACUAUCAGCUGGAGGCAACGGUAUUUGGGGAGCCCAACAAUCCAAUGAUUGAGGAGAAGAAGCACUGCCAGAAAAUCAUCAGGCUUCGCUCGCUGAAUACCAAAACCGAUCCGGCUGCCUUGGCCCGCGAGGUGGUGGACAAAUGCGAUCUAAUACACAAAUCGCAGCUAAACGAUGUCGAACAGAUCAUAUUCUAUCUUAAGAAUCGGAAGGACAAUGCAAGCAAUGACAUACCCGACAACAAUACACACAGCCGCCGGUCGGCUGCCUUGCAUAACUCGCAUACACGCUCUUCGGCCCGUUCCCAUAGCAGUGUGGCCGCCAUGUCCAGCAGUGGCACGGGCACUGUCACUGGCACUGGCACUGGCACUGGCAGCGGUGGCGGUGGCGGUGGCUCAUCCAUUACAAAUGGCAGUGGCAAUGCUUUGGCCGCUUCUACGCCCACAGCGGAUGUGUCCAUCAACAAUAUUGACGAGUAUGUGGAGCUGCUGUACGAGGAGCUGGGCGAACGCAUACGCGGCUCGGCCAUGAUCCUGCAAAUGGCACGAAAUCCCGAUAACCUAGAGGAGCUGGAAAAGAAUGAAGCCUGCCUAAGUGCUUUGUCGCGUGUACUACGCGAGGACUGGCGUAAGAGUCUUGAUCUGUCGACGAACAUCAUCUAUAUCUUCUUCUGUUUCUCCACCUACACCAAGUUCCAUCCACUUAUAGUGCAGUACAAGAUUGGCUCUCUGUGCAUGGAUGUGAUCGACUAUGAACUGAGACGCUAUGAGACCAUGAGGAAUGAGCUGGAUGUGCGCAAGCAGCCGAAUGGCUCCUCCACACCGCAUUCGGCAAAGACCAGCAAGGAGAAGCUGAAUCGGAGCACAGAUGAUUUCUUGGACAUCAUGAACGAGGAGAAGCCCAAGGAGAUGGAGCCACCGCGUCGACGCAUUCCCGAACUGAAGCAGCGUCCCAAGUCGGGCAACUGGAGUAGCUUUCAUGGCUCCAUGUCCUCGUCCCUAAUCAAGAGUCAAAUCCUGAACAGCAGCUAUCACGAGGCGCUGUGUGCAGGCGCCGGCGGGGGAGGAGACCCACCCAGCACUGUGCCAGCCGAAUUGAAGGCCCAGAGCAACGAGUCGCUGGAUCGUAACGAUCCAAAGGUGAAAAAGGAGGAGAUCGAUCGCCUGAACAAACAGCUAAAGAUCUUUGCCAAGAAGCAGGAGCAGCUGCUGCGUGUCGCCUUUUAUCUGCUGCUGAAUAUGGCCGAGAAUGUGAAGCUGGAGGAGAAGAUGCGACGCAAGCAUAUUGUCAAGAUGCUGGUCAAGGCGCUGGAUCGCCAGAAUAUCGAUCUGCUGAUGCUUGUGAGCACUUUCCUCAAAAAGCUGUCGAUUGUCGGCGACAACAAGGAUGAGAUGUGCUCGCUGAAUAUUGUGGCGAAGCUGCCGCGCCUGUUCCAGAGCACGCACACGGACCUGGUACAGGUCACCCUCAAGCUGGUCUUCAAUCUCUCCUUCGAUGGGGGUCUCAGGCGCAAGAUGAUUGCCGCCGGCUAUCUGCCCAUGCUGGUUAUGUUCAUCAACGAUGAGAAGCAUCAUGGCAUUGCCGUCAAGAUCCUCUAUCACAUGAGCCUCGACGACAAGGUGAAGGGCAUGUUCACGCAGACGGAAUGCGUCCAAAUGGCCACCGAUGCGAUCAUUCUCAAUCUGAAUGUGAAGGUAGAUCUCGAUCUGAUUGCCCUCUGUAUCAAUCUGUCGCUGAAUCGCCGCAAUGCCCAGAUCAUGGUCGAUGGCCAGCGUCUGCACAGCCUCAUGGAUCGUGCGUUCAAGUAUCAGGAUGCCUUGCUAAUGAAACUGCUGCGCAAUCUGUCGCAGCACGAGUCCCUGCAGCUACAGUUCAUUGACUAUGUGGCCGAUCUCGCUCGCAUCCUAACCAUCUGCGACGAUGAGGCGUUUAUUGUCGAGUGUCUUGGCAUAUUAGGGAAUCUAUCACUCACCGAUCUUGAUUAUUCGCAAAUACUGCAGAACUUCCAGCUCAUACCAUGGAUCAGGCAGCUGCUAGUUCCCUCCUCGCGUCUCGAUGAUUUGGUGCUCGAUACGAUCGUGUAUCUGGGCACCUGUGCCUGCGACGAAUUGUGCGCUCUGCUCUUCUGUCGGGCCAAGGUGGUCAUCUCAUUGAUCGAGCUACUGAAGGCCAAGCAGGAGGAUGACGAGAUUGUCCUACAGAUUAUCUAUGUAUUCCAGCAGAUCUUAAGGCACGAGAGCACGCGCGAAUACAUGAUCAAGGAGACCGAAUCGCCCGCUUAUCUAAUCGAUCUCAUGCACGACAAAAACGAGGAGAUACGCAAGGUGUGCGAUUACUGUUUGGAUAUUAUUGCCAUCAGCGACACCGAAUGGGCCAAGCGGAUCAAGCUGGAGAAAUUCCGCAAUCAUAACUCGCAAUGGCUGUGCAUGGUGGAGUCGCAACAAGAUCGGGAUAACGAGCAGGACUAUGCCGAUCAGGAGGAUGAGUGCGACAAUGAUUUGGAUACGUAUCUGCGUUCCGAAUACUUGGACAAUUGCGAUCUCUACAAUAAUGACUUGAAUGGCGACAAUGACAGCAAUAACAGCAACAGCAAUAACAGCAACAACAAUCCGGCCAGUCCGGCCAUGUCCACCUACAGCAGGCCACUCAGCACCUAUCGACGCAGCCAGGAUCUCGAUGAGCUGUACAAUAUGACCUCCAGCUCCAAGUCCCAGGGCUCAAGCGACAACAAUUUCAUGUUUAAAUCAAACAAAUCCCUGGACACUGACGGCCUGCAUGAGGAGCUGCUAAUGGCAUAGAUCCCCGACUGGGGCCCCCAAUCGAACAAAUUUAUAAAUGCAAUUCAAUUCAAUUUCAAGAAGCUUUCGCUUAGACCCCGUGUAAAUGUUUAGUCACCAAACCGCGCCCCCAGGAGCUGAGCCGAGCAUCAAACUAUGCUUGCUACAGAUUGCUGCCUGGCGCAGCUGUGGGGAACCUAUUUAUAUUGAAGAUAUAUAUUUAUAUUAUAUAUUUUCCACGCUUGUUGGUCGUUUGUCGUUGGACGUUAAAUAAUUUUAGCGGCAAGCGGCGCCACACACAGGACAGCCAGAAAGACACGAACAAACAAGUAAUCGUAUUAAUUACAUCAUACUAUUAUUAAUUGUUUAUUUGUUAUUUAUUUAUACUUAAUUUAUUGAUGCCUUGUAUUAUUACACUGAUGAUCCUCAAUCCUCGUUUACCCUACGUCAAUCCCUAAACCAAUAAUUGUGCAAUAAUCUCUGCCACCCGCACUCAAAAGUAUUAUGUGCAACUUUCUUUUAGUUGAAUUUUUAAUUUAGUCAUUUUUA